Saccostrea cuccullata (small rock oyster) is the source of this 1435-nucleotide messenger RNA. RefSeq names its product homeobox protein MSX-2-like. Bases 127 to 1053 code for a protein of 308 amino acids. Gene Ontology annotation, cellular component: nucleus. The transcript is spliced from 2 exons. The record is from RefSeq and is a predicted model, not a curated record. Gene Ontology annotation, biological process: regulation of transcription by RNA polymerase II; embryonic morphogenesis. Gene Ontology annotation, molecular function: RNA polymerase II transcription regulatory region sequence-specific DNA binding; DNA-binding transcription factor activity, RNA polymerase II-specific. Lineage: Eukaryota; Metazoa; Mollusca; Bivalvia; Ostreida; Ostreidae.
AUCAAGUUAGUUGAUAACGUGAAUUAUUAUUGUAAAUAUCGCAAAAGAUAGUUUACCAUCAAUGGAAAACUCGUAUAUAGUGAUUGCAAUACUAUUAGGACAGUUAUAAUCAUUUCCUCGGCCAAAAUGCAUCCCGUAGCACUGACAACAAGCACCAAUUCGGCUUUCAGUAAACUAAGUCCUUCAAACUCGGAAGCUAAUUCAGAGACUCAGACUUCUAAAUCAUCACAAAACAUGUCAUCGACCCAGUCAUCGCCGAAGUCAUCCACAGUCACUUCAAGAUCUCCACCUCCACCCCAGAAACAUGUGCUAAAAUUCAGUGUGGACUCAAUGUUGUCUGAAAAAUGUGUCCCCCCAAGAGAGGAGUGCAGGGAGAGGUCCCGCACCCCAGACUCUGUCACCUCAGAGGAAGAAUGUCCCAGGGAAUCUACCCCUAAAAUUAACAAUUCCAUGACGCCCUUCUCAAUGGAGGGAAUUCUGAACAAACAGCAUUCAAUGCUUCGGUCCGACACUGUCCCAUCAGCCAUCAUGUCGCAUGUCGCCUCGGAACGCUGGAACAGUUUCUAUGGAAAUACCACAUUUCCAUGGCUCCCGGGCUCCAUAUCCCCACCAAAAGUUUCAGAUCCAGCAAGCCCCCCAAGAAUUAAUCCUCAGAAAUGCACCUUACGAAAACACAAAACAAACAGAAAACCAAGAACACCAUUCACGACAUCACAGCUUUUAGCUCUGGAGCGAAAAUUUCGUCAAAAACAGUAUCUCUCAAUAGCAGAGAGAGCAGAGUUUUCAGCUUCUCUCAAUCUCACAGAGACUCAAGUCAAAAUUUGGUUCCAAAACAGGAGAGCCAAAGCCAAGCGUCUUCAUGAAGCAGAGCUGGAGAAAUUAAAAAUGGCGAGUAAGCCCAUGCUUCCGCCAGCCAUUGGUGUGACAUUUCCCGCCGCCGCGGCGUUAUAUGCUGGACAGUAUGCCCGACCCCAGAGUUUUGCCCAUUCAUUCCUCACCCCAUUUAGUUAUGCACUGACCCCGGGCAACAUGGGGAUGUCAUUUCCUCAUUGAGAAAUUUUACUUUAGAGUAAAUGUGUGGACCAUUUUGAAUGAGGGGUCAAUACGUUUUACAAUAUUGUCUCCGUCAGUGUGUGCCAAAGGUGAAAUAGUUCUGUGUUUGUGACUAAGUGCUAUAUGAGUGGAUAUAGUGCUAGCGUACGUGACUUAUCCUAGCGGGACACCACUGAGACAGAACUAUAGUGCUCAAAGGUAGCGACCAUCUGAACUGUUACCAGUCCCUCGGAUUAGGUGAUAUUCAAACUGAUCAAAAGGAAAACACUUCCUUUUUUUGUAAGGCAUUAUGUAAGAUUGAGCAAUGGGUGUUCUUUUAAAAGAACAUGUUAAUUUUUAUUUUAUAGAAUUUCAAAUUAAAAGCCAAAUUGAAUUAGUAAAA